Molecule: messenger RNA, 1104 nt
Organism: Chara braunii
Lineage: Eukaryota; Viridiplantae; Streptophyta; Charophyceae; Charales; Characeae
Source: the annotation of a GenBank genome assembly
GCCUACGGUUGCCAGCCAGGCUGCUGCCCAUCCGCGUGACUUGACAUUCCAGCUCGAGUGCGCACUUCCACAAUCUCCAUAGCUGUCUCCACAACCUGCUGCCGGAAAAGCGCCACGUGGUCGGUCAUCACGUUGAGAUUAUUAGAUCGAACGAGUAGAGGAGGACGGAUCAACAACAGGAGGGGUGCUACGAGGGACAAGAGUGGGAGAGCGACGAAGGGAAGGCGGGGGGAGAAGAGAGAUGGCCGGACCCGGAGUGAUUGCUCUUUUCGACGUGGACGGUACUUUGACACCGGCGCGUAAGGAGGCCGACGAUGACAUGCUGUCAUUUCUCCAAGAGUUGAGAAAGGUUGUGAAAGUUGGUAUUGUUGGAGGGUCGGACCUAGUGAAGAUCAGUGAGCAGUUAGGAAAGAACACGACCACUGACUAUGAUUACGUCUUCGCUGAGAACGGCUUGGUGGCUUUUAAGGAUGGGAAGCAGAUUGGCAGUCAGAGUUUGAAAACUCACAUUGGUGAUGACCAACUGAAGGAACUUAUUAAUUUUGUUCUUCAUUAUAUUGCCGAUUUAGACAUUCCCAUCAAGAGAGGCACUUUCGUCGAGUUCCGUACUGGAAUGAUCAAUGUAUCGCCGAUCGGACGAAACUGUAGCCGCGAAGAGCGGAACGCUUUCGAAGAGUACGACAAGGUUCAUAAAGUGCGCGAGAAGAUGGUGAGCGUUCUCAAGGAGAAGUUCGCACCUUUGAAUCUCACCUAUUCAAUAGGUGGUCAGAUCAGCUUCGAUGUGUUUCCAAACGGAUGGGACAAAACCUACUGCCUGCAGUUCCUGGACAAAGAAUUCCCCGAAAUCCAUUUCUUCGGCGACAAAACGUACAAAGGAGGAAACGACUACGAGAUCUUUUCGUCUCCAAGAACAGUCGGGCAUUCCGUAACGUGCCCUCAAGACACUAAGAAGGCCUGUACGAAGUUGUUCCUCUCGUCUUCCUAAUUUGGAACGACAUAACAGGGACUCUGCCUCUGUGUGUGUGUGUGUGUGUGUGUGUGUGUGUGUGUGUGUGUGUGUGUGUGUGUGUGUGUGUGUGUGUGUGAGAGAGAGAGAGAGAGAGA